AUGAGAUAUGGAGAAAGGAUGUGUAGCAGGACACCUGCACUCCCACUCUCAUUCUCCACCCAACCAAGUGUUCAUUGUGUUGUGGCCAUUCAAUGUCAUCGUGCCUUUGUUGCCCUAAUUGCUGGAGGUCAAACCCCUGUGUGGGACAGAGAGGUUAGAGGAACACCAGAUCUGUACAGCAAUGAGCUUUCCAACAUAUCAAAUCGUGAAAAAGGUGGCCUAAACAAUGACAAGAGUGAAGAACCAUUUGUUGGAGGUUUGCUUGAAUGA
Sphenostylis stenocarpa is the source of this 270-nucleotide messenger RNA. Lineage: Eukaryota; Viridiplantae; Streptophyta; Magnoliopsida; Fabales; Fabaceae. The record is from the annotation of a GenBank genome assembly.